AAAGUGGCAGGUUUAAAGAAACACAAACUGAUCGAUCCUGUGAGUUAUUUGAAGAACUAUAUAUGUCAGAAACACGAGAGACCUCUGGAGCUGUUCUGUAGAGAUGAUCAGACGUGUGUGUGUCUGAUGUGUGCUGUGAAAGAACACAAGACCCACAACACUGUUUCUUUAGAAGAGGAGAGUGAAGAGAAGAAGACUCAACUGAUGAAUACACAGAAAGAUGCAAAACAGAUGAUCCAGGACAGAAUCAAGAAGAUUCAAAACAUCAAACACUCAGCAGAAGUCAGAAAAAGAAACACAGAGGAGGAGAAAGCCGCCCGUGUUGAGCUCUUCACUGAUCUCAUCCGCUCCAUUGAGAGAUCUAAGUCUGAAGUGCUGGAGAUGAUUGAGGAGCAGCAGAAAGCAGCAGAGAAAGAGGAGCAAGAGCUCAUUGAAGAGCUGGAGCAGGAGAUCACUGAGCUAAAGAUGAGAAACACUGAGCUGGAGCAACUCUCACACACUGAAGAUCACCUCCACCUCCUACAGAGUUACUCAUCCCUGUCCAGCCCUGAAAACACCAGGAACUGCUCUGAGAUCAGUGUGAAGACUCAUAAGAGUCUGGAGACUCUGAGCAGAGCUCUGACUAAACUACAAGACACUCUACAUGAGAAACUUACUGACCUGAAGUGGAACCAGCAGUGGAAGCAGCAGAAUGCAGUGGAUGUGACUCUGGAUCCUGGUACAGCUCAUCCUAAACUCAUCCUGUCUGAUGAUGGAAAACAAGUGAGAUAUGAAGACACUGAGCAGAAACUACCAGACAAACCAGAGAGAUUUAAUACAUGUCCUUGUGUCAUGGGAAAGGAGGGAUUCUCCUCAGGGAGAUUUUAUUUUGAGGUGCAGGUGAAGGGAAAGACUGAAUGGACUUUAGGAGUGGCCAGAGAAUCCACUGACAGGAAGGGUAAGAUCACACUGAGUCCCAGUGAUGGAUACUGGACUGUGGUUCUGAGGAAUGGGAAUGAAUAUUGGGCCUGUGAUGAACCCUCCAUUUCCCUGCAUCUGAGUGUGACAAGUCAGCAGCUCGGUGUGUUUGUGGAUUAUGAAGAGGGUCUGGUCUCCUUUUAUGAUGUGGAGUCAGGCUCUCAUAUCUACUCUUUCACUGGCCAGUCUUUCACAGACAAACUCUAUCCAUAUUUUAGCCCAGGCUCCAAUAAUGGUGGUCAGAACUCAAGCCCACUGAUCAUCACACCUGUCAGUUAAAAUAAAUGAAUUUACACCCCUUAUAUAAAAUACUAGAUGAAAAUAAUUAUUUUUAUAAUUAAAAACCUAAAUACAUUAAAUAUGUAUGGUAUGGGGUCUGGUAUGUAUGGUGUGUGCUGCCAUUCAAAAGAUGAAUUGUUUAUAUAAUUUGUUUUUAAAAUCUACUAUAAUUACAUGUUUAGGUACAAAAAAUAUUUGUUUUAGAAUAUUCAAUAAAUUAUUUUGUUGCACAAAAUGUUCUACAUUUGAUAAAAUUACCUUGAUAUAUCAUAAAACUGUAUGAUGUCCAUAUUCAUGGAAUAUACCACACUACUUCAAGGUACCUAAAAAUACCAAAUCACAGUUUUAGUUUGAAGUGUCAAAUCCACUGAGGAGCCCAGAGAAUA
Molecule: messenger RNA, 1622 nt
Organism: Sinocyclocheilus anshuiensis
Lineage: Eukaryota; Metazoa; Chordata; Actinopteri; Cypriniformes; Cyprinidae
Product: E3 ubiquitin-protein ligase TRIM39-like
Exons: 6
Molecular function (GO): protein binding; zinc ion binding
Source: RefSeq, a predicted model, not a curated record